AUGUCGGCAUCAUCUACCUUGACCUCGCCUUCUUGCAACCCUUCGGAGUAUCUUCUCGAACAUGCAAAAGUUCAGAUGACGUCCAAAGCCAAGGAUGCAGCGGAUACAAGCCCGACAGUGGAGGAGCUGAAGUUGGGUGCCGCCGAGCUUGAAGUAGAAAGUGGAUGGAAGAACAAGUCUCUGGUUUCUUGUCCUUCGAAGCCAGAGAAUACCAUCGAGGAGGUUCCAGCGCCUCCUAUUGUCGCCCAGAUCUCGGGCUAG
Cladophialophora bantiana CBS 173.52 is the source of this 261-nucleotide messenger RNA. RefSeq lists its product as uncharacterized. The record is from RefSeq and is a predicted model, not a curated record. Lineage: Eukaryota; Fungi; Ascomycota; Eurotiomycetes; Chaetothyriales; Herpotrichiellaceae. The coding region runs from base 1 to 261 and encodes 86 amino acids. The transcript has 3 exons.